AGAUGCCGUGAGAGCUUCCAGUCUUGCAUUCGAAUUCCAAACAUAUUUAAAGACUUGAGCUGGAGACGCGUAAGAUCCUUUCAACAGCAUUGAAUCUCCGAGCAUAUCAUCAUCAUCAUGCGCCUAUUAGCGUCAUUUAUCGGCGUCGCCGUUUUCGUUGUGGUGUCGUGUUCGGAACGGUUUGAUCCUUACCACGUGCUCGGAGUGAAUCGUCGUGCUGAUAUGUCGGAAGUUCGCCGGAGCUACAAGCAAUUGGCGAAGAAAUGGCAUCCAGAUAAAAGCAGCGAUCCUGAAGCGCAAGCGAAAUUCAUCGAGUUAAACAAGGCUUACGACAUUCUGUCGGAUCCGGAGAGGCGAAAGAAAUUCGAUGACUUCGGGAUCUACGAGGAUCAGCCAAAUUUCAGUAAACAACCGGACUAUUCACAAUUCGGAAGAUUUGACUUCUUUGAUGAUAUCAUGUCUCAAUUCCACAACGGACCGAAGUUCAACUUCCACUUCGGUAAACCUGAGAUGGACUUCUACAAAAAAAUGACUGUUUCGGGGAAGCAGUACUUCAACAGCAUCCUUCCGAACAGCCGAACAAAACCGACGCUGAUCAUUUUCUUUUCUGAUUGGUGCCGCGUUUGCCAACAAAUCGAGCCAAUAUGGCGCAAAGUUGAAGAAGACAUGACAUUCUCCGGCAUUGAAGUGGCAGCAAUGCAUGUUGGAUUCGAAACUGAGCUGGUGAAGCAACUGGGUGUCAAUGAAGCGUCGAUCCUAUUCGUUGUGGAUGGCAGGACGUGGAAAUACCGGGAAAAUCUCAUCAGCUCCAUGUCAAUAGCGAAGUUCGUCCGAUCGAAAAUCCCGAGCAACGUGUAUACUUCUCUAACCUCGGAGAGUCUCGACGAAUUCCUGGAUGGGUGGAGAACUGAUAAUAAGCCUCGUGCUGUGAUCGUUGGUCAAAGUGAUAAAGUGCGAUUGAGAUAUCUAGUGACUUGUUUGGCCAUGAACAAUUGGUUCAAGUUUGGAUACGUGCGUUCGGGUAGCGAGGAAGCGGAGCGGUUGUUGCAAAAGGCGGACUUCUUCGUGCGACCCAGGAUGGAUGCCGUGCUCGUCUUCAACGAGAAUUCAAAGCGGCCGAUUGCCUCGAUAAGCAUGCAGGAAAUCCCUGUGACUGCUCUGAAAGAAGUCUUGAACAAUCACAAGUUUCUGAUUCUACCCAGGCAAGCGGUAUUUGACGCCGUGUGCCCACCAGAAAAGUCUCGUUACCGAAAACGGCUGUGCGUCAUUUUAGUGACUUCUGAUUCCCCCGAACACGACAUUUACCGAGAUUCUCUCCGCUCCUUCGUGUCCUCGAGUUCAGCUCCAUCUUCCGAUCGGGUCCGAUUCUUGUACGUGUUCCCCGAACGCCAACCCGAAUUUAUGCAAGCUGUCACGAAAAUGGGAGACGACGCUCCGGUUGCGCCAGACUUGCACAUUGUGAUUCUGUGGCGACAGGACGAUCGGAAGGUGAAGUUUGAGUGGGUUGACGCGGUUUGGGAGCCUGGGAAUAACGAGAGCAAGGAGGCCCUGGAAAAGGCGACGAAGCGUUUGUUGCGGGAGGAUGAGAUGUUGAUGCACGAGGCUGUUAUGCAACAGCUGUUGGAUGAACAUGCUCGUGGAAUUUUCGAGAAGAUUGCCGAGAAGAUCCACAACAUUUGGGAAACCAUCGUCGAGAAUGCGUCGAAAGAGGACGUUUUGCCGGCAGUGUCGGUGCUUGGCACGAUCGUUUUCAUCCUCUUCGUGGGCUGGUUCAUGUCUUAUAUGGUGAAGCUGGAGGACGAGAAAAUUGCGAAGACCCAAUCAGCGGCUAAGCUCCGAACUGAGCCGCAAUUGAAAAUUCACGAACUUCGUGGAGAAACCUAUAAUGGACUCGUGAGGCUGUUGAAGCCCGGAUGUCGUACCAUCAUAUUGAUCUUGGACAACGAUUCGAAACGGACGUUGCUGCCCAAGUUCCACCGCGUCGUUUGGCCGUACAGGAAGAACAAAAGCUUGUUGUAUGCGUUUCUCCACGUUGAACGCGGCCUGGAAUGGUUCAAGCGAAUCCUGCUUCUAGCCAUACCUGAGCUGGAAGAGCGGAAUUUGCGCAUCAACCCCAAGAACGUUGUUGGCACCGUCCUGUCUCUGAACGGACAUCGCAAAUACUUCUGCAUGUACCAUGCGAAACACCGAGACCAGACUGGGAAUUCCAACAACGCCUUUGUUGGAUUCGACGAAGAAGAAGACGAUUCCGAGCGGGAGAUGGAUGUUGAGCGGGCGGGUGUUGGGGAAAACGAAAACCCGCUGCUGGACCAGUACGACAGUGACGUGUUGUUCUUGGAACACUUGCUCGACGGCUUGCCCAACUGGUUAGACAGACUUUUCGAAGGCUCCGCGCAGAGAUACCAUUUGAAUUAUUGGCCGGAUUAUAUCGGGAAGUGACCAUUUCUUCAUUUUUCCGAGAAACAUUUGUUUCGGUUGCUCAGAUUUUGUGUUCAUGUCUAGUCCUGGGAGUGGGUGACCCGAUUUCAAGGUUGAGGUUUUUUUUUUUCGCGUUGCGACGUUGAAUGAUUUUCCAUGUGCUGCACAGGCACUUUUCCCCGCCUCCCUAUCCAAGUGACUUCGUUCAUACGUGCUGAUUUUCGUAUUACGGUGUUUCGUAUUCGAAGAAGGAAUGGGUGUUUUUUGGGAAUCAUCGGAUUUAUAUUCAGUGUUGGGGCUGUUUGCUUCUCUUGUUCUUCGUUAGCUACUUUCUGCAAUCGAUUUGGCAUCACUGCGUGAAACAGGAAAAUGAAAAUCUUUCGAAUCGGGAAAUAAUCUGGUGCUAAGAAACGAUUGGGAAGUUGCUCAGAACCAAAGAAAAGACAAAAUCUAACUGAACUUUGGUUAGGUUAUGUUCAGUCAUCAUGGCGUCAAAAGCGUUUUACAGUAAAAUCUCGUUACAACGAGAUUCGUUAUACCGAGAUUUUACCGUAUCAUCUGAUGAUCGAUCAAUUCAUGCCCUCUGGAAAGGUUGAAUAACAAUUCUUAUUCUAUCCGGACUAUGUGUUGCAGUGAAACUAAAUCUAGGCGACAUCUGCCUGCGAAGAAUAUUUGUGUCGGGGAACAGACGAAGUAAAUAAGGGUAUUCUAUAGAUAUGCGAACAUUUGAAGGAAAAUACCGAGACUCUACUUUAGUGAUAUUUUCAAACCUCCUGUUAUUGAUUUUUUUAUGUUGCUUUCAGUUAUGCUUCUCGCAGUGAUGCUGAAAUAAUUGAUCGCUCAGAAAUAGCCCGAGAUGAAUAAGGAAAGACAGUGUUCAAAAUUAGAAUGAGAACCUAUUGUCGCUUUGAAUUUAUCACUCGGUUAUUCAACCGAAUCAGACUCUAGAUAUCCCGUCUGAAAAGAGUCCAUUUGUGAUGAAAUUGAACAGCUAUUGCUGGGCAUUCCAUUCGGAGGGCUGAAUCUAAAAACUUUCAAACAGUCUCCGAAUGACCGAGCUUCAGAUUAAAGCUGGGAAAGAAAUUUGUGUUUUGUUGAUGAAUUAAGUCUAUAAUCGUAAAUUGGGCAUUUGGUUUCUACGCUCCGAUAUUAAACGCUGGAAGCUGACGAAAUCGCGAUCGUCGUCGAAAAGAAGGCCUGAAGCUAUUGAUGCGAUCUCGCGUAAUAGGACGUGAUUGAUGAGCUUGAAAAGAAACGUGAUUCGUUCAACCAUCUCGACGGUUGUCUUGAGUCUCCUAUUAUAGAAUGAUCAUCGUCAUUUCAAUAAAUCUAUGACGAUGCGAUCGUCGGGAUUUUUCAAUUCAAAGCUUUUCAAAAUGGUUCAUGGGUCCGCGUACCAUUUCGUCUAUCAGAAGUUUCCCUUUUGCAUAAGAUUGAAAGACGAAUUCACCGCGUGAAUUUUCAUGGAUUAAAUUUUCUCGGAAUUAUGGCCUUACGCGCGUGAUCGUUUUUUAUGGACCUUUCUUCAUCAUGUUUAAAUUUCAACCGCUUUCAGCAGACUUCAGCCCGUCAACCUAGCGUUCUUUUUCUAUAUGGAUAUGAAUGUACUGUACGUGGAGACCCAAAUAAUGUAAAAACUGAUCCUAUUUGCGUGAUAAUGCUAUGUGGUAUCUUGUUACAUCCGGGAACCCGUUUGACGUGUUUCAUCAGAACUGAAACUCGUCUCCGUCGUGAAUGACUCGAUAUGAAUGUUGAUGUCGCGGAAAUCGCGAUGAUCUAGAACGCUUCGCGGAAACGGAAAUAUGAUUUUCACCGGAAACAUGAUUUUACUCGUGGAAAUAAGCGUUGAGAAAGUGUCUUGCAGCAUGCCGGAAGAAAAUGAUCAAGGCGUCCUUGGUGUGUAGAGGAAGGAAUCUUUAAUUGAAAAUAAAUUUUUCGCCCCCUACUGCUAUUCGUCCAGGACAAAUACUGUAAAAGUGAGGAAUCUUCGGUAGGAAAAGGCAUUUUCGGAAUCGUAAACUUCAACGAAGAAAAGCAUGUGUUCUCUUUAUGUUUCGGAAAUAAUUGAGGAUGAGAACGGGUCUAUUCUUAUGGAAUGAAAAAAAUCUGUGUAUAACUUGAUCCACUUCACCCCUCACGCACUCCACUUGGGUGUUUCAAUUUGCAUGAAGCAAACAAAUUAUUUUAAAUCACCUUCGCAAUCGAAGAUUCUGCCCAAGUAAAAAAUUAAAGCCUCAUCGCAUUUGUCGAAACACUCGUUAUUCAGACGUGAAAAACAUGCCUUUGAGCUUGAGCGUCCAUUUAUCCUCUUACGCGUUGAAGUUUCCAAGCGUUUUAAACUUUUUUUUUUCAAUCCCCUUGAUGAGAAGUUUUGAACAGUGUUUUACGGUAAACCCACACGUUAAUGUCCGAUCUCGUGGUGUUGCGUCCAUGAGUCCAUUUUGCGCCAGUUUCAUGACAUCGCUCUUGUCAAUAAUUGCCUGGUUAAAAUAAAAAAAAACUGGUGCCGCAAGUGUCAGUGAAAUGUUUUUAAAUGAAGAAAAUUUGACUUGUUUGUCCUCCCGGUGUCAAGGCAGUAUUUUCCAAGUGCA
Molecule: messenger RNA, 5009 nt
Organism: Notodromas monacha
Lineage: Eukaryota; Metazoa; Arthropoda; Ostracoda; Podocopida; Cyprididae
Source: the annotation of a GenBank genome assembly